Molecule: messenger RNA, 794 nt
Organism: Microdochium trichocladiopsis
Lineage: Eukaryota; Fungi; Ascomycota; Sordariomycetes; Xylariales; Microdochiaceae
Exons: 1
Coding region: 222-590 (122 amino acids)
Source: RefSeq, a predicted model, not a curated record
CUGUAUUACGCCCAAUGAGGUCUAGGGGCAACUACUAGUUAAAUACCUAAUCCGUUCCGGCGGGGUUUUUGUUCCAUCUCUACAGCCCUUACGUAAGAGCGUCACAUGUCUCUGGGUUAUAUCAAUCGUUGUAUCAAUCGUUGUAUUAAUCGUUGUAUCAAUCGUUAGGGUGUUUGAAUCUGAAGAAAGUGGUCGACGCGUGUUGUCGUGGUGGGUGGGACAUGUCUGACGCGGUGGAGACCGUGAUCGUGGCUGAGACCACCGACCACGAACAGUCUCGGGGACGAUCGGCUCGCAACCCGACCCCAAGCUCCAAAGCACAAGACAAUCAACAAGCGGACGUCGAAAUCAUCGCAGCGACCAAGAAACCGACCAAGAAUACGAAGCGGACAACGCCAGCCGGAGGAGAGGAUGGAUUGGACACGAGCAGGAAGAGCAGCAAGUACGGAGACGCGUCGCUGGAGAUGAUGCAGAGGUUGAUGGAGCAGGUGGUAGAGUUGAAGCGGGAGAGCAAGGAACAGCAAGCGUCAAUCCAAGAGCUACAACACCAACACCAGGGAAGCCAACAGCAGAGCCAAGCGGCUGUUUAACCGCUGCAGCGGCUGCUCCUCGUAAAGCCAACAACAAAAGAAGGAGGCCCAGCGCUAGAACCUAUCGUGAUGUGACGUUUACUCCUCCUUUCCGUGCGCAUCCAUUACGUAUGCUCCCUUCCGUAUUAGGUAAACAAUUCAUAGCUGCCUGGUCGUGUGGGCUAUGCAGGUAAGACGUGCUGCUGGGAUCCGACAUGCAGCGGC